Messenger RNA from Saccharomyces kudriavzevii IFO 1802, 564 nucleotides. It is a transcript of the gene ECM23, whose product is annotated as Ecm23p. The transcript has a single exon. The record is from RefSeq and is a predicted model, not a curated record. The coding region runs from base 1 to 564 and encodes 187 amino acids. Gene Ontology annotation, molecular function: zinc ion binding; sequence-specific DNA binding. NCBI's taxonomy places the organism in Eukaryota, Fungi, Ascomycota, Saccharomycetes, Saccharomycetales, Saccharomycetaceae. Gene Ontology annotation, biological process: regulation of DNA-templated transcription.
AUGUUAUAUAACAAAGAACAAAAAGUAAACAACAUUAGCGGCCCGAGUGGCCGAACUAAAUUUCAGUUCGAUCGUUUUGUGCAGAUGGUCUUAUUUAUUGCUGCUAAUCCUGACUAUUGCAGUCCAGUACGUAGUAUCCAAGGUACUGGCGUCAAGCCAGAUUUGAAAAGGGCAGAUAUUCUCGGCCAAAAAAUCAAAAGCUUGAAUACUGCACUGGGUUCAAAGUUGAAAGAGGAAAGUCGCCUUGGUCACUCUCUACAUGACUCGGCAACUCCAGCACCUUCAUCCUUGUCAUCACUGCCGUUGUCAUCCAGUGGAAAGAAAUCCUCGGCAGCACAUAGGCCAAAAAGCAGAAAGAAGCAAACCAUACUUCCCAACGGACAGCCAAAAGAAUGCGCCACAUGCGGUGACACCUGGACUUCUCAGUGGAGAAGUGGACCCGAAGGGAAUGUUGAGCUCUGCAGCCGAUGUGGCAUAGCCUAUAGAAAGAAAAUGGAAAAAAAGAUACGGCAACAGCAAUGCAUUGAGAAUGGUACAAAUAAUUCUAUCUUCAACAACAGGUAG